Molecule: messenger RNA, 1119 nt
Organism: Pseudomyrmex gracilis
Lineage: Eukaryota; Metazoa; Arthropoda; Insecta; Hymenoptera; Formicidae
Product: N-acetylneuraminate lyase-like
Exons: 8
Coding region: 93-1013 (306 amino acids)
Biological process (GO): N-acetylneuraminate catabolic process
Molecular function (GO): N-acetylneuraminate lyase activity; 4-hydroxy-tetrahydrodipicolinate synthase activity
Source: RefSeq, a predicted model, not a curated record
CUCGCGACUCAUCGGCGCAAGUCUCAUCUCAGUUAUCUUCAGUGUGACGUUUACCGCGAUACUGCUUGUUGGGUUGUUGUCUGGCACAACAUAUGUCUGCGCAAAUGUCAUACACGUACAGGGGUCUUGUUGUCCCUGUGUUAACACCUUUCCACGACGAUGGAUCUCUCAACUUGAACGCUAUACCAAAAUAUGCAACUUAUUUAGCUGAGAAGGGAGUCAAGGGCAUUCUUGUUAAUGGCACAAGUGGCGAAGGCACGUCAAUGUCGGUUGCCGAGAGAAAACUUGUCACUGAAUCCUGGGUAAGAGCAGUAAAGAAAACACAACAGCAUCUGAUGAUUCAGAUAGGAGGGGCUCCUCUUCCCGAUGUUCUCGAGCUUGCGAGACACGCGGAGAGCAUGCGUGUUGAUUCGGUGCUUUGCUUGCCAGAGUUAUAUUUCAAACCUGAUACCGCUGAACAAUUGAUCGAGUAUUUGAAAACAGUCGGCGAAGCAGCACCAAAUACUCCAUUGCUAUAUUACCACAUUCCCAUGUUCACUAACGUUAAUAUAAAUAUGGGACAAUUUCUGGAAACAAUUGGCGAUAAAAUACCCUCAUUUGUGGGCAUAAAAUUCACCAGUAACAACUUGGAAGAAGGUGCGCGAGCACUGCGCGCCAAUAACGGAAAAUACGUUGUUUUUCUUGGUAAUGACCAGUUAAUAAAGACCGCACGCGAAAUUGGAAUGGAUUCCUUCAUACUGACUAGCAUAAACAUGUUCCCCGAAAUUGUGAUGGAUAUUUUGGCUGCUGAUAAAGAAACGCAAGAAACGCUAGCUACGAGUUUGCAAGAAAAACUUUCGAAAAUUGUGACUGCUAUUACGAAUCACGGCAAUUGGGUACAGACUAUGAAAGCGGCGAUGGCUCUCCUCACUGAUAUACCUGUAGGUCCGCCUCGUGCACCGCUCACUCCUAUUUCUUCCGCAGCUUUGGAAAUCAUGACAAAAGAUUUGAGAAGUCUCGGAUACAAAGUUUAAACAUCGGCUAAACAUAUUUUUUAACAACACACGCAAUAUGUUACGUACAUGAAGAUGAUGGUGUGAACUAAUUACUUUUUUCUUGAAAUAACAGAUUGUAGACGAA